This is a messenger RNA of Entelurus aequoreus (snake pipefish), 1064 nucleotides long. Its product is annotated as rho-related GTP-binding protein RhoA-D-like. Gene Ontology annotation, molecular function: GTP binding; GTPase activity. The transcript has 2 exons. Gene Ontology annotation, cellular component: neuron projection. NCBI's taxonomy places the organism in Eukaryota, Metazoa, Chordata, Actinopteri, Syngnathiformes, Syngnathidae. The record is from RefSeq and is a predicted model, not a curated record. Gene Ontology annotation, biological process: small GTPase-mediated signal transduction. Bases 78 to 734 code for a protein of 218 amino acids.
GAAGAAGUGACCGGCAAGGAAGUCCAAACGUGGAUUUUACAUCGUAACAAGACGUCUCAAGUGGCUGGAGAGAAGAUAUGGCGGCCAUUCGCAAGAAGGUGGUGAUUGUCGGCGAUGGAGCUUGCGGUAAAACAUGUCUCUACAUGGUUUUCAUCAAAGACCAGUUUCCGGAAGUCUAUGUGCCUACCGUGUUUGAGAGCUACGUAGCUGAUAUCAAAGUUGACGGAAAACCGGUGGAGUUGGCAUUGUGGGAUACUGCAGGCCAAGGGGACUACGACAGGUUGAGACCUUUGGCCUACCCGGACACUCACGUCAUCUUAAUGUCCUUUUCCAUUGAUAGCCCAGACAGUUUAGAAAACAUAUCAGAGAAGUGGAUGCCUGAGGUGAAGCACUUCUGUCCCGACGUUCCCAUCAUCCUGGUGGGGAACAAGAAAGACCUGAGGCACGACUAUCACACGCGGAGAGAGCUGGCCAAGAUGAAGCAGGAGCCGGUGAAGAGGAGAGAAGGCCAAGAAAUGGCCACCAGGAUCAACGCCUUCGGCUACCUGGAGUGCUCGGCCAAGACCAAAGAUGGCGUGCAGGAGGUGUUCGAGAUGGCCACCAGGGCGGCGCUGCAGGUCCACAAGCGCAAGAAGAGAAGCGCCCGCGAGCUGUUAGCAAAUCUGUUUUGGUUCUCACCCCUGCCUGCCUUGCUUAGCUUGGUACACGCCCAGCUGCAAAGACUCACCGGAUAAAGGCAGGGUGGACCCAAGGAUCGGCGCGGGAACUUAGUUUUCUCAUGGUGUACCAAUUCCCUCCGUCGCCUUGGAAGUGAGCUGUGCGCCUCACUUCUCUGGACCCCUCUGGAUUCUGACUGCAUCCCUUGGUCCUCGACCCCCCACUUUGGACUCGGACUUCUUGACGACCCUCUCAGCCCCACGGACCCCCGCUUGUAUCCCGGAUCACCUGUCUGCCCCCUGGACUUCCUCGUAUCUCGUUCAACACUUGGUAACACACAUUCCAGUUAAAUACUACACAUAGUCUUACGCCAUACACACUCUUGUAUUCUAGUUCACACUCCAUUU